Molecule: messenger RNA, 996 nt
Organism: Solanum lycopersicum (tomato)
Lineage: Eukaryota; Viridiplantae; Streptophyta; Magnoliopsida; Solanales; Solanaceae
Source: RefSeq, a predicted model, not a curated record
AUGGACAGAUAUUUAAGGGAAGAAACAAAUAUAGACGGAGAUGAUGAAUCAAAGCAGAUGAUUCUUCGAGCUUCAAUUUCAAGUAUCAAGCGUAACACUCAUAAAAUGAGUACUUUCAUCAACAAUGAAGAGUUCAACAAGAAAAAAGUGAUCUUCAUAAUAGGGGCCAUAGGAACAGGAAAGUCCUGUCUCUCUGUUGACGUUGCCACCCAUUUUGGAGGAGAAAUAAUCAACUCGGAUAAAAUACAAGUUUACAAGGGACUUGAAAUUGUUACAAACAAGAUCACACACGCUGAGAAACAAGGGCUAGUGGAUGAGGUGCGACAGAUUUUCAUUCCAGAUGCAGAUUACACCAAAGGAAUCCGACGGUCCAUCGGUGUCCCUGAAAUGGAUAGAUAUUUAAGGGAAGAAACAAAUAUAUACGGAGAUGAUGAAUCAAAGCAGAUGAUUCUUCAAGCUUCAAUUUCAAGUAUCAAGCGUAACACUCGUAUGCUAAUUUGUAACCAACUUGACAAGAUUCAACGAUUAAUAAGCGAGAAAAUGUGGUCAGUGCAUCAUAUAAUUGCUACAGAUGUUUUCAAAGAAGACAGAGAAGAAGAUAUUGACGAAGCAUGGAGGAAUACUGUUUUCCAACCAUGCCUAGAUAUUGUGAAGAGAUUUCUCAAAAGCGAUCAUGACAAUAUUAUUAUUGAGUAUAAAAUGUGUACUUUCAUCAACAAUGAAGAGUUCAACAAGAAAAAAGUGAUCUUCAUAAUGGGGGCCACAAGAACGGGAAAAUCCCGUCUCUCUAUUGACGUUGCCACCCAUUUUGGAGGAGAAAUAAUAAACUCAGAUAAAAUGCAAGUUUACAAGGGACUUGAAAUUGUUACAAACAAGAUCACACACGUCUUGAACCGUAGAGUUGACAUGAGGGAUGAUCAAAUGGUCAAAGCAGGGCUAGUGGACGAGGUGCGACAAAUUUUCAUUCCAGAUGCAGAUUUCACUAAAGGAAUCUGA